CCAAUAUGUGUUUAUUUCUGUGUAUAGUAAACACUUUUCAAGUUUGAUUUGAUUUUAUGAAGUGUUUAAUUAGAUAAAUAAGUUUAGGGGUUAUGUUUAGGGUGUGGACGACUUAUAUUUCGGUCGUCUGUUGAAUAAUUUACACGGACGACGUAUAUUUCAGUCGUCCACAUCGUACCGAACCUUUAAUUUUACCAAUGUACGUUUUAACCUAACCGGAUCAUUUACCGGACAUAUAAAAGCUAUUUUUUUCACUGUUUCACAAUUUUACGAAACCCUAGCGCCGUUUCUCUCCAACGGCGAUUUCGAAGGCGAUAAGACGAAAACCCUACCGUGGUCGUGUUCCGCCGUUAUCUUCGCCGGUAAUCUCUCCGAUUACGACGAAUCUCGUUUCUCCUUCAUGCCGUAGAGUAUUUUCGUAGUUUAAACUGACCGUCCGCUUCUUUUUUUCAGAUCUGAAAUCUCGUUUGCCAAACUCCGCCGCCGGUAUGUUAUUUCUCAUGUAUUAAGGCGUUUAGCCGCCGGAAAAACCCUAAAUAUUUUAGUAUUGAUUCUUCUUUUCCCUUCGAUUUGCAGAUCUGUAACGGCUUGGGGCCACAUCUUCUCCGACCAUAUCUUCUCGGACAAUAUAUUCUCCAACUGUAAGUCAUUCGUCUUUUGUUUAAAAGAUUUUGAGAUUGUUGUAGUCUUUUGCUGAAAGAUUACCCAGACGACUUCCAGGAAGUGAGAAGACUACUCAGACGACUUCCAGGAAGUGAGAAGACUACUUGGACGACUUCCAGGAAGUCUUCUACUAUGUCUUACUCUCUGGACGACUUACAUGUAAGUCGUCCAGAGAGUAAGACAUAGUAGAAGACUUCCUGGAAGUCGUCCAAGUAGUCUUCUCACUUCCUGGAAGUCGUCUGAGUAGUCUUCUCACUUCCUGGAAGUCGUCUGGAAGUCUUCUAUAGCAUUUAGCAUAGUGCGCAACCUAUGUGUUUGAGAUGGUUGUUUGUGAUUAUUUGCAGGCCUUUAAAUGGAUUUACCAGAAUUCCCGCCGAGGAUGUUUACAUUAGGAGAAGAGCCUGAUGCAAUCAGGAGCAUUUCGUAUCAUUCUGAUGACACGAAGUUGUUUAAAGCUCUAUGUGAUUGUCUCACAGCUGACGAAUAUGAGGAUCUGAAGGCGUCGAAGUUAGGAGUGUUCAUCAAAUUCAAGGAGCUUGACUUUGGUUGGACUUCAAGGCUGGUACAUUUUAUGCUCUCUUUCCAGCUAGACAUCAAGAAGAAGUUUGAGCUCUGGAGUCUUGUCGUUUCACAACCUGUGAGGUUUUCACUGAUAGAGUUUGAAUACCUCACUGGGCUGAACUGCGAUUACAUCAAGGACCUGGAAAAUCCAAGGUGUGAGGUUACGACGGAGAUGGCUGCUUUCUGGGAGAAGAUGGGUGUUGAUAUCGAUACUGGGCCAAGUAUUGAUCAGAUAACAGAAGCAUUUUACAACUGCGACGAGUGGUCUCGGGAUGAUCGCAUGCGGCUGGGAUACCUUGCCAUCUACGCAGGGUACAUCGAAGGGAAAAAGUUCUCAUCCGCUACAUCAGCUAGUCUUGCAAGGCUAGUGAUGGAUUUAGAAAAAUUUGAGAAUUAUCCAUGGGGGAGAGUGGCGUUUAAGGUGCUGAUGGAUUCUCUGAAGGCAAAAGACUUGACGCAAACUGGUUACACUGUUGAUGGGUUCAUACAAGUGCUCCAAGUGUGGGCGUACUAUGCUCUGCCAGAAUUGGGUGCUAAUUAUGGGUCUCCCGUACCAAACAGACCGUCUCCACUGUUGCUGGCUUACAAGGGUGGCAAAAGACAACGCAAAUUUUUUAAGGCUGCUAUCAAUAAACAGACUAUCGUGAAGAACUUCGUUCAGAAGGAUUUUGAUGAAAUGUUUCCAAAAUGGGACGGAGACGUAGAUGACCCUGCCGCGGAUAACAUAAUUAAAGUCAUGUUUAAUGAUCCUGGAUGGGAGUGGACCAUGGAAUGCUGGCCAGUCACCGGUACUCGCAAGGUUGUGAAGAUGGAAGUGAUUCCAGUGAAGAAUGAAGUGAGUCCCGUGAAGUCAGAGAGUGUUGUGAAGGAAGAAAGUAGCAGACCUCGGAAGAAAGCUCGUAAAGGGUCUUCUGUUUCUGCUGAGAAACCUGCGGCGGGUAGUGAAGGUCAGCAGAUUGAAAAGACCUUGAAGGACAUAUCUGAUGCCAUUAAUCUUGGCUUUGGGACGUGUCUUAAGGAGCUCAAGUUACUGGCGGAUAGGAUUGAAGCUGUGGAGAAGAAGGUGGGAAUCACCAACAGAGGGGGUUCAUCUGAUGAUCGUCAACUUACAACCACUUCAAAUCCACCAAAACCUGUUGACGAACCCGGGGUUAGUACCAAAACCUCUCCCAAAAUUGCAGAGAAGAGAGUCACUAGGCAAUGUGUUAGGAAGAGUCAGGACAGUGAAAGUGUGAAUGGGGCGAAAGCAGGACAGAAGGAAGCCAAAGAACCGAGUCUUACUACAGAACCGAGUUCCUCGAGAGAGCUCUGUCUUGUGAGUCCUGCAGACGACUUACCGAGUGAAGAUCCUAGCCUUCUUAUAUUGGACAAACAAGUUUCGACCGCUUCAGAUUUACUCGUUGAAGAAGCUAGAAGGCAGACAAAGAAGGAGACUGCUUUGGUGAAUCUCCGUAAAAAAAGUGUGCGAGAAAGGAAGCUUGCUCCCACACAGCAAACUCCUUUUAAGGGAAACAGCACUGCCAAACAGAUCAUUCCAAACAAACAGGUUGGCGGAGGCUAUGAUCCUUUUGCACCCAUUGACAAGAUGAAGUCGAAGGAGCUCACUGCAUGGGUGCAAAAAGAUCCUGUAUUGUUUUAUAUGCAGCAAAUGGAUGCUUUUAUUAAUGUACUGAGGCAACGGUACCAAAACCAUCCAGAACAUUUCACGAGCGACAGAAUGUGCUUUCUUGAUCAUAUCUUUUCUCGGCAGUGGAGGGCCUCCUACCCUGAUUUUAAGAGCGACGCUCCUGAUGCCAACGGUUUAGGAAGAAGACUCCCUGGUGGGGCGUGGAAUUAUCAUGCAGGCUUGAUACCUUCUUUUUGCCAAUCUAAGAAGGUUUGGGGGGUGGAUGUGGAUGAUAUCUAUGCACCUGUGAACUUCAAGAACGAGCAUUGGAUUGCUAUAUGGAUAUCGAUCCCUAAGAGGCACAUCGUCGUCUGGGACAGCAUUGUCUCUCAUAUUAGGCCUGCAGAACUCGAUGAGGUAAUGGAGCCUUUUGUCACAAUGGUCCCUUAUCUGCUUGUUGAGUGCGCGCUCUCUGACGAACAAAAGGUUCAAUACACAUUGGAGCCAUACACAUAUGCGAGACAAACCGUUGGAGUACCUCAGUGCCGAGCUGGUGAUUGUGGGGUUUUCACUCUGAAGUACAUCGAAUGUCAUGCUCUUGGGAUAGAAUUUCCCACCGCGUUUGACAAAAAACACGGGAAGACCAUCAGGGAGAAGAUGGCGCUGGAUAUAUUUCGAGAGCUUCCUAAGUGCCAUGAAUGGGAAAACCAAGACAAUGAUGAGAACCUGGCAACGUAUGAUUAGAUAUUGGAUGUGUUAUUGCGAUUGUAUUUGAACUUGAUGCUUUUGUGUACUGUUGUUAGGUAGAUUAGGGGAUGUUAACAGGGUCAGGAUAGGAUGAUGUUUUUUGUAACCUAUCCUCACACCAAACUAGAAUUCCGUAGGAAAUUAGUUUGGUAGUGCAGUAACCUUUCGGAAUAUGUAAUGUUUAACUUGUAUUUUUUAAAUUGCACUGUUGGAAUUAGUUUCGGAAUAUGUAAUGCUUAACAUAGAAGGUCUACAAAGAAAAGUUCAUAAAACAUAUAAAUUCAUAACAUAGAGUCUACAGAGAAGUUCAUAAAACAUAGAAAAUCAUUGGACGACUUACUUAAAGGUCUUCUGGACGACUACAGAGAAGUUCAUAAAACAUAGAAAAUCAUUGGACGACUUACUUAAAGGUCUUCUGGACGACUACAGAGAAGUUCAUAAAACAUAGAAAAUCAUUGGACGACU
Molecule: messenger RNA, 4042 nt
Organism: Brassica rapa (field mustard)
Lineage: Eukaryota; Viridiplantae; Streptophyta; Magnoliopsida; Brassicales; Brassicaceae
Biological process (GO): proteolysis
Molecular function (GO): cysteine-type peptidase activity
Source: RefSeq, a predicted model, not a curated record